This is a messenger RNA of Aspergillus nidulans FGSC A4, 981 nucleotides long. RefSeq lists its product as uncharacterized. Bases 1 to 981 code for a protein of 326 amino acids. The record is from RefSeq and is a predicted model, not a curated record. NCBI's taxonomy places the organism in Eukaryota, Fungi, Ascomycota, Eurotiomycetes, Eurotiales, Aspergillaceae. The transcript has 4 exons.
AUGCUUUUCGCGCAUUCUUUGAGGUAUAUUCGGCGACGCACGCCCUGGGCCCAUCGCGAUGUGGCUACGGCUGCGCUGGGCAGAUUCGAGUCGGACACACAAGUCGACUUCAGCAAAUUUAGUAGCAAGAUUGGCACCCUGAGGCGACGGUUGAAGCGGCCUUUGACGUACGCAGAAAAGGUACUGUACAACCACCUCGAUGAUGAGUUUGAUGGAAACAUCGUCCGUGGCCAGACGCAGCUACGAUCCAAACCAGUCCGCAUCGCUUGUCAAGACGCAACUGCUCAGAUGGCGCUCAUUCAAGACUGCCCCAAGGAUAUUGGGUGUGCGACUUCACGGCGAGUUGUCGCGCUGGGCAUCGCCGAAAGACAUAUCAACGAACUUGCAGGGAUAAUUUCAGUAAAGGGAAGCACAGGAUCGAUCAUUGAGUAUUUUGGUCUCGGAGCGCAGACAAUUUCAGCGACUGGGAUGGCUACAGUGUGCAAUAUGGGGGCUGAAUCCGGAGCUACGACUUCCAUAUUUCCCUACACGGCCUCCAUGGCAGAGUACUUGCGAGCCAACCGGCGUCCUGACAUGGCUGCUGCGGUAGAGACAAUUGCAUAUGAGCUCCGGUCCGAUGAGGGCGCCGAAUACGACCAGAUUAUUGAUAUUGAUCUCUCAUCACUGGAGCCGCAUAUCGAUGGCCCCUUCACGCCUGAUCUGUCAACGCCCAUCUCAAAAUUUGGGUCAGCAGUUAUAGACAAUGAGUGGCCGUCGACACUGACCGCCGGCCUUAUUGGAUCCUGCACGAACUCUUCUUUUCAUGACCUCAGCCGCGCAUUACUGCUGUCCCCUGGCAGUUUGCAGACCCGAAACACAUUGGAGGAGGCGGGAAUAAUGCAGGUGUUUGAGAAAGCAGGUGCUAUCAUGUUACCCAAUGCUUGCGGGCCGUGCUGUGGCUCGUGGGAUCGUACCGAUAUACAGAAAGUGAGCCUCACGUAG